AUGCCGCGACUUUUCUUGCGCCGAUCCGGAAUUAUCGGGCAUUCCUUCGUUUAUCAGCGGUCCAGCGGUUCCCGUUUUUUUGUCGGUUUCAGACGAGGAACUGGGCCAGUAAAGAGGAUUCAGCUCGAAACGGCCCAUGAGCCCCGUUUCACCGCCGCCUCGCCCACCGUUCCUUCGCUUGGCCUUUGGCUUACCCCAACGCCAACACCACGAGCGCAUCGCGCCACCCCCCGGGCAGGAAACUUCCACCACUGCCCUGCUGGGAUGAGGAGGCACUCGUCAGGAUCGUCAGAAGACGAUGAUGCUUCUCCUGUUGAGGCCCCUCAUGCCAAUUCCUCUCGCUUCAGCGCCAAAGACUCAAGGUCCUCGGCGCACCCCACGACCAAGCUCGAUCAUAAUCGCAACGCCGACCGCCCACCUUCGUUUUCGAUAAGCCGACGGUCUAGCAGCAUCAAUUGGCGACUACCGGAGUCGCGCAAUGGGAACGGGACAGUAGAGAAACGGCCGUCCCCCGAACGCACAUCGCCCUCCUCUCCCCUAGGCCUGAUCAUGACCGCGAACGGGGAACUGCGGACAAAAGAAGUGGAAAAGACCCCAGAGACCGUCAUUCCCGCGCGGCGCCCUCCAUGGAGGAGUCCCUGGGCAAUCACCUUCUCUGCGCUCGUUGCUGCGAUUGUCGGCAUCGGGUUUUUGGUCGCCGUGCUCCAUUCUUCCGUAACGCGACAGCUUGAUCCAAAAGGGUGUCGCAUGUCUUACAUGCGGCCAUCGUACGCCAAGCUCAACGAGUUCGACACUGAGCACACGCGCCUCGCGAGCAAAUACUCCCUGUAUCUGUACCGCGAGCAAGAUAUCGAUCGCGACACCAAGGUCAGGGGGGUUCCCGUCCUCUUCAUCCCCGGCAAUGCCGGGAGUUACAAGCAAGUUCGACCCAUUGCGGCAGAAGCAGCCAACUAUUUCCACAAUGUCCUGCAGCACGACGAGUCUGCCAUGAAUGCUGGCACCCGGAACCUAGACUUCUUCACGGUCGAUUUCAACGAGGAUAUUACCGCUUUCCAUGGCCAGACGCUCCUCGACCAAGCCGAAUACUUGAACGAAGCGGUUCGAUACAUCUUAUCACUUUACCUCGACCCGCGGGUCGCUGACCGGGACCCCGACUUACCCGAUCCGACUUCGGUGAUAGUUCUUGGACACUCCAUGGGAGGCAUCGUUGCGCGCACGAUGCUCAUCAUGCCCAACUUCCAGUCGCACUCAAUCAAUACCAUCAUUACCAUGUCGGCCCCGCAUGCUCGGCCGCCGGUAUCCUUCGACAGUCAGAGCGUCCAGACAUACAAGGACAUCAACGACUACUGGAGGCGUGCCUACUCGCAACAAUGGGCCAACGACAACCCCUUGUGGCAUGUUACGCUGGUGUCCAUCGCGGGCGGUGGAUUGGAUACUGUUGUUCCCUCGGACUAUGCGAGCGUCGAGUCCCUGGUUCCGGACACGCAUGGGUUCACCGUCUUCACCUCGACAAUUCCCAACGUGUGGACUAGCAUGGAUCACCAGGCGAUCCUCUGGUGCGACCAAUUUCGAAAGGUUGUGGCUCAGGCGAUUUACGAUGUGGUGGAUGUUCACCGGGCCACCCAGACAAAGCCUCGAGCUGAACGGAUGAGGGUGUUCAAGAAGUGGUUCCUCACCGGCAUGGAAACCAUUGCAGAGAAGGCAGCACCGCGCUCAGAGCCGACGACCCUGUUGACCGUGGACGAUAAUUCGGAUUCUAUUAUUGCGGAAGGGGAACGCUUGGUUUUGAGAAACCUAGGCACGGCAGGGACCGUCCGCGCUCAUCUCAUGCCCAUUCCGCCCUCGGGGUCCCCGGGUAUGAAGCGCUUCACCUUAUUGACGGAUACAAAACUCGACAAGCCAGGAGAACACGGGAAGCUCGAGGUCCUCUUCUGUAGCGUUAUCCCGUCACAGCCCAGCCAAUCUUGGGCGGGUUUCCCAAGCCAGAUGGAUCUGUCCAAGGGAAGCACCGGGUCCACGCGACUAGCCUGCAGAUCUGCUGCGCCCGAUGUCGUGUCCCUCCCCGCGUCGACUAGCUCAACGCAGUUCCCCUUCUACCUCAACGGGGAGAAGGAAAUUACCCCGUUUUCUUAUCUUGAGUACGGGGUGGACGACAUUGCCGAGCACCAGUUCGUAGCGGUUGUGGAAAAAACGACUGCUCCGACGCCGGGAUUUGUGGUUGCAGAGUUCAGUGAUUAUACUCAGUCACACCGAACUCGGCACAUUAGUCUCCGGAGCCUUCUCACGUUUGGCAUGAAGUUUCAUCUCCCCGCCGAACGACCGAUGGUGUCCGAGGUCAAGGUGCCAUCCUUGCAGUCAAGCUUGCUUGCCUACAAUCUCCGAAUCAGUCACCAAGACUGCAAUGGGGACAGCGAGCUGUUUGCUCCCCUUGUUCGGCAGUACCUCGCUGAACCGUACGAGUCGAAAUAUUUUGUCAAUGCGCGCGAAGCGACAGUCAGUCUCCAUGGCGUUGCUCCUUACGUCCCUCCGCCUCUCACGGGAAAGUUGGACGAAAACGGACUCAGCUUCCAGUUUUGGACCGACCCGACGUGCAGCUCCAGCAUCCAUAUUGAGUUGACGGCCGAUUUCAUGGGUAGCCUCGGCAAGCUAUAUAUGCGAUAUCGCACCGUAUUUGCUGCGUUCCCGUUGUUUAUCGUGGCCCUCGUCCUUAGGAAACAGUUUCGGGUCUACGACACUACGGGGAUGUUCAUCCCUUUUUUGGAGGGGCUGGAUUUAUGCUUGAGGCAAUCCAUUCCCUUGAUGCUGGCUUCACUUACGCUCCUGACACUCUCCACCGGGAUCAUGGCCCCGGCUAGCAACGCAAGCUUUUGGCACUGGAGGAACGGCACGUCUUCGAUUAUGGACUUCCAGCACAACGAUCUCCUAAUCGGGACCGAAGAUCCCUUAUUCCUCUUUCUGAUCCCUCUAAUCGCAAUUGUUUGCGUCGGUGUGUGCACCGUGUUCAAUUACAUGGCUCUCACCCUAACGCAUUUGCUGGGCGUCCUUGCCAGUCUCGUCACCUUCCAUCCCGGAUGGAUUGGGAACGAGGACAGGAAGAAAACGACGCCCGCCGCUUUCUUCUCUCCGUCGCCCCGGCGGCGCAUGAUCACGACCGCGGUUCUGCUGCUGCUUGUCACGACGAUGGUUCCCUAUCAGUUCGCCUACCUGGUAGCUUGCCUGGUACAAUUGAUGACGACGGUCCGGGCCCAGCGGAUCGCCUCGGAGCUGCGAUCGACGGCGAACUCGAACUUUUACAACUACACCCACUCGAUCUUCAUCCUGAUGCUUUGGAUUCUUCCCAUCAACCUCCCGACAUUCGUAGUCUGGGUCCACAAUCUGGCGGUUCACUGGCUCACUCCCUUCUCGUCGCAUCACAACGUCCUCUCCGUCAUGCCAUUCAUCGUUCUCGUCGAGACCCUCACCACAGGAAAAAUGAUACCGCGCAUGGGCAGCCGGCUCAAACAUGUCACCAGCCUGUUGCUGUUUGGCAUGGCUGUCUAUGCGGCAGUGUACGGCGUCACAUACGCUUACACGCUUCAUUAUGUGGCCAAUUUCCUCGCCUUCUGGCUGGCAAUUGUCCACUCGACAUCCGACUCCUGGUCUCUAGCGGGACUCACUCACCUCUACAGCGGGGAUGCCGGGAUUCGGAAACGAGGAAAGGAGCCGUGA
Messenger RNA from Chaetomium globosum CBS 148.51, 3708 nucleotides. RefSeq lists its product as uncharacterized. The transcript has 3 exons. Gene Ontology annotation, biological process: endoplasmic reticulum to Golgi vesicle-mediated transport; GPI anchor metabolic process. The record is from RefSeq and is a predicted model, not a curated record. Gene Ontology annotation, cellular component: endoplasmic reticulum. Bases 1 to 3708 code for a protein of 1235 amino acids. Gene Ontology annotation, molecular function: phosphatidylinositol deacylase activity. NCBI's taxonomy places the organism in Eukaryota, Fungi, Ascomycota, Sordariomycetes, Sordariales, Chaetomiaceae.